This is a messenger RNA of Nelumbo nucifera (sacred lotus), 1348 nucleotides long. Its product is annotated as ER lumen protein-retaining receptor. Gene Ontology annotation, molecular function: ER lumen protein retrieval receptor activity. The record is from RefSeq and is a predicted model, not a curated record. Lineage: Eukaryota; Viridiplantae; Streptophyta; Magnoliopsida; Proteales; Nelumbonaceae. Gene Ontology annotation, biological process: protein retention in ER lumen. Gene Ontology annotation, cellular component: membrane.
AAACCUACGCGUUUACAAAUUACAGAGACAACAAGCGAAACGUGUGGUGUCAACAUUUCACUGUCUCAUUUCAUUUCCUCCCUCUCUCUCUCUCUCUCUCUAGCUCGUGACUGUAAUCCCAUCCGACAUCACCAGAAAUUCCGUUACAGCAGAGACCUCACUUCGUCCUCUGGUUGGUUCCCUCUCGCUCGCUACCUCAUUUUCUAUCGAAACAAGAAAGAGAGAGGCGAAAAAGGAUAAGAAGAAGAAGGAAAGAGGACGGGGAGUUGAGUCUCUGAAUCGGAUCGAUCGGAGAUUUACACACAUUUCUGAUCGAUCUGUGUUCUGUUGGGUCGAGCCAAGAUGAAUAUAUUCAGAUUAGCAGGGGAUAUGACCCAUCUCGCCAGCGUCCUCGUCUUGCUCCUCAAGAUCCACACCAUUAAGUCCUGCGCAGGCAUUUCUUUGAAGACUCAAGAACUCUAUGCUAUUGUUUUUACCACUCGGUACUUGGAUAUCUUUACUGAUUUUAUCUCACUCUAUAAUACUAUCAUGAAGUUAAUCUUCUUGGGGAGCUCCUUUUCAAUUGUCUGGUACAUUAGGCAACACAAGAUUGUUCGUAGGUCCUAUGAUAGAGAACAAGACACUUUUCGCCACUUUUUCCUUGUACUACCCUGCCUACUUUUGGCCCUAUUUAUUAAUGAGAAGUUUACCUUAAUGGAGGUAAUGUGGACAUUUUCCUUAUAUUUGGAAGCUGUUGCCAUACUUCCUCAGCUGGUAUUGUUGCAAAGGACUAGGAACAUCGACAACCUGACAGGGCAAUAUGUUUUCCUUCUUGGUGCAUACCGGGCAUUGUAUAUUCUCAAUUGGAUAUAUCGCUACUUUACUGAGCCACACUAUGUACACUGGAUAACUUGGAUAUCUGGGCUUGUUCAAACAUUAUUGUACGCAGAUUUCUUCUAUUAUUACUUCCAAAGCUGGAAGAACAAUGAAAAGCUCCAUUUACCAGCAUGAGUUCUUGAAGGUCCAGUGCAGGUUCUAUGCAUUUGUAUUUGUUUUGGUCAGGUGCUCGAGUCUUUUCAUUUCUUUUAUCCUCCUUUUUGUCCAUGUAGGUGCUUUGUUGGAUUGUCAAGCAAAAGGCAAGUUUUUUCAAUUUUCUAUUGCAAGGAGGAUUGAGGAUUUACAGCUAGUGUGUCAUAUUAUUGCUAACAUGGAAAAAGCAUGUAGUCUCUAGAGUGCAACAUGUUUUAUGUAAAAACCAGGGAUCACAGUGCAUAUUCUUUUCUGGAUUUCCAUCUUUGACAAAUAUUUUUUAUAUCACAAAUCAGCCUACAGCAUAAUCUUUGAUGUACUCAAAUUCUUCUGUUUUCAA